Molecule: messenger RNA, 1734 nt
Organism: Lodderomyces jiufengensis
Lineage: Eukaryota; Fungi; Ascomycota; Pichiomycetes; Serinales; Debaryomycetaceae
Gene: URA7
Product: CTP synthase
Exons: 1
Coding region: 1-1734 (577 amino acids)
Biological process (GO): CTP biosynthetic process; pyrimidine nucleobase biosynthetic process
Cellular component (GO): cytoophidium; cytoplasm
Molecular function (GO): identical protein binding; CTP synthase activity
Source: RefSeq, a predicted model, not a curated record
AUGAAGUACGUUGUUGUAUCAGGUGGUGUAAUUUCAGGUAUUGGGAAAGGUGUUUUAGCAUCAUCAACUGGGUUAUUAUUUAAAACUUUGGGAUUAAGAGUAACUUCUAUUAAAAUUGAUCCGUAUAUGAAUAUUGAUGCAGGUACAAUGUCUCCAUUAGAACAUGGUGAAUGUUUUGUUUUAAAUGACGGAGGAGAAGUUGAUUUAGAUUUAGGUAAUUAUGAAAGAUAUUUAAAUAUUACAUUAACUAGAAAUCAUAAUAUUACAACUGGUAAAAUUUAUUCAAAAGUUAUUGAAAAAGAAAGAAAAGGUGAUUAUUUAGGUAAAACAGUUCAAGUUGUUCCUCAUAUUACAAAUGCAAUUCAAGAAUGGAUUGAAACAGUUUCUAGAAUACCAGUUGAUGAUACAGGAUUAGAACCUGAAGUUUGUAUUGUUGAAUUAGGUGGUACAGUUGGUGAUAUAGAAAGUGCACCAUUUGUUGAAGCAUUAAGACAAUUUCAAUUCAGAGUUGGAAGUGAUAAUUUUGCAUUAAUUCAUGUAAGUUUAGUACCAGUUAUACAUGGAGAACAAAAAACAAAACCAACUCAAGCAGCAAUAAAAGAUUUAAGAAGUUUAGGUCUUACACCAGAUAUGAUUGCAUGUAGAUGUCAAGAAAAAUUAGAACAUCAAACUAUUGAAAAAAUUGGAAUGUUUUGUCAUGUUGGUCCAGAUCAAGUUAUUGCAGUACAUGAUGUUAAUUCAACUUAUCAUGUUCCACUUUUGUUAAAACAACAAAAAAUUAUGAAAUUUUUAACAAAAAAAUUAAAUAUUGGAGAAGUUGAUUCAAAUUCUUUAAUUAAAGGUGAAGAAUUAUUAAGUAAAUGGAAACAUUUGACAAGUGCUCAUGAUAAAUCAUUUGAAACUGUUACAAUUGCUUUAGUUGGUAAAUAUACACAUUUACAUGAUUCAUAUUUAUCAGUGAUUAAAUCAUUAGAACAUGCAUCAAUGAGAUGUAAUCGUAGAUUAAAAAUUGAAUGGGUUGAAUCAACAAAUUUAGAAGAUACAAUGAAGAAUGAAAAUUUAUCAGAAUAUCAUAAAGCAUGGCAUUAUGUUUGUCAAGCUGAUGGGAUUUUAGUUCCAGGUGGGUUUGGAUCAAGAGGAAUCGAAGGGAUGAUAUCAGCAACUAAAUACUCAAGAGAAAAUAAUAUACCAUUUUUAGGAGUUUGUUUAGGUUUACAAGUUGCAGUAAUUGAAUUUGUACGUAAUGUUUUAGGUAUAAAAGGUUCAACUUCACAAGAAUUUGAUAAUUAUAAAGAAGAAGACAAUAUUUUACCAUCAGUUAUAUAUAUGCCAGAUGUUGAUCAAAUUAAAUUAGGUGGUACAAUGAGACUUGGUAUACAUGAAACAAAAUUUAUUGAAAACUCAGAUUGGAGUAAAUUACGUAAAUUAUAUGGAGGAUCUAGUUCAGUAUUUGAAAGACAUAGACAUAGAUAUGAAGUUAAUCCAGAACUAAUAAAUCAAAUAGAAUCUAAAGGUUUACAUUUUAUUGGAAAAGAUGAAUCUGGUAAAAGAAUGGAAAUGAUUGAAUUAUAUAGUGAUUGUCAUAAAUUUUUUGUUGGUACUCAAUAUCAUCCUGAAUAUUUAUCAAAAGUUUUAGAUCCUUCAAGACCAUUUUUAGGUUUAGUUGCUGCUUCUGCUGGUAUAUUAGAUGAGAUUUUAAAAAGAGAUGAUUUAAAUUAUAAAGGAGAAUUUUGA